Molecule: messenger RNA, 1230 nt
Organism: Cercospora beticola
Lineage: Eukaryota; Fungi; Ascomycota; Dothideomycetes; Mycosphaerellales; Mycosphaerellaceae
Source: RefSeq, a predicted model, not a curated record
UGGACAUAGCAAAGCGUGUGUGGCGAGCUUGAGUUGGUCCUGCCGUGUCAAGGUCAAGCAAGCGAUGUAAGGUUUAUUGAGGCAGGAGGUCUCGCGACUGCCUGCGAUCAGACGACCGUUAAAUCGGGACUUUACCUCGACUUCCGCACUUGCCCUUGAGUCAACAACAAGUUGCACAAUAACGACUUGCGACAACCCGCAUCCGCCCGACUAUGCCUGUCAUCGCCACCAACCUCCAACAGGCAGCCGCCUUACUUAAAGGGAUGAGCGUUGCCGAGCUCUACACGCUACAGGAGCUUACUGCAAAAGAGCUGGAAGAGCAUUCAAGGCCAUUUCCUUUCCUCGCUCUUUCAGCCGAGCUGCGCAAUGAGAUCUACGACCUUGUCGCCGUCAGUCAAGUCUUCAGCAUAACUGACAUUGAACGUCAAGAGAACGGACUGGCCGUGGUCAACAAGCAGAUUUCAAGCGAGUACCUCAGUGUUCUGAACAGUAAAGAAAUGGUCCGCGCCAAGUACUUAAGAGAUGUCACUACAAUGGGAUGGGAGGACAUCGACGUACGCAAACUGCUCACAGCCCGAUCUAUUUUUGCACACGAAUUUCCUGAGGACCAGGACAUGUGGUUUCGCUCUUUCCACUCCUCCGGCUAUGCUAGUGCCGAGAAAAAGGUGGUUGAUAAGACCAGGCUUGACGAUGCACAUUUGGCGAAGAGCGGUGAUCCGGCUCAAUGCAGCUUCUGGGGCAUGCUCGAGAUAGCCGGUUCCAGUGAAGGGUACUUUGUCUUUGCGAUCAAGGUCAAGGAAAUCGACAAUUAUUGUCCAGACGCACAACAGAGGGACAAUGAUGAUGAGGUGUGAAGGCAGCAGGCACGAUGAAAAACGAGCUUGAGAGACGUUGAUAUCAUUCUGACCACGCUGGUGCUGAAAAGGCUUUCGUUAGCAUGACGAAGAGAGCGACGAAGAGCCGCAUGUGGAUUUUGGUGAUUCGUAUUUCUGGGAGCUCAGAGAUUGCGGGUGGUGGUGCGAGCUGCAGUAUCCUAGAAACCAAAGCCACGAGGUCGAUGAUUACAUUGAGCGAAGGCUGCUGACCUUCAUCUUGGCGCCGAACGAAUCCCAUGGGUCGUAAGCAUAUUGUACCUUUCUCGGUGGUCUCAGUCUGGUGGCCUCAAACUGGUGGUAGCGAGCGAAGUGUAAUGUAAGUUCAAGCAAACUGGCCUUUUGCGUCCCAAGCCGC